Polypterus senegalus (gray bichir) is the source of this 2752-nucleotide messenger RNA. RefSeq names its product myelin-associated glycoprotein-like. Lineage: Eukaryota; Metazoa; Chordata; Cladistia; Polypteriformes; Polypteridae. The transcript has 10 exons. The record is from RefSeq and is a predicted model, not a curated record. The coding region runs from base 466 to 2655 and encodes 729 amino acids.
CUAAAGGAUCACAGUGUUCUGCUCUGUCCUUUCUUUUCCAGUUUCUCUAUGUUACAAGACCAGUCCAGUGUGUCAUGGGCGUGAAACCCCAAAUACUUGUAACAAUGCACCACCACUGCCAGGCGUAGGGGCUCUUCGAUGUGGCAUUUCUGUGGUUUUGCUGAUGUUAAGUUGCAGACAUUUCUCCACAAGUGCUCCACCCGACUCUUCUCCUCAUCUCAUCCCCCUUGUCAAUACACACCGUUAGUACAGAAUCCUCAGAGAAUUUCUUCAAGUGACAUGACCUGCUACUACAAUUACAGUUAUAUUUGUAUUUAUUUACGUAUAUAAAGAGAUGUUAAAGACUGCCAGAUCUGCUCACAAAGUUGCAUGUUUAGUUGUUCAGCCUGUCCACUGCGUUGUACAUUUUUAAUGGACUUUCCUUCCUUGUAAUUUUUCAGACGCAGCACUUUUUACAUCACUAAGAUGUCUACUUUUGGAAUUCUGAUUUUCUUGCUCAGCCUUUUCCAAUGUUCAUGUGGUCAGAAGUUCUACGCCACAAUGCCUUCAAACAUUCAGGCUCUGACUGGCUCCUGUCUGGUGAUCCCUUGCAGCUUCACUUCUCCUCAAGAGGGCUCUGAUCCAAUGGGCAUCUGGAGAAUUAACCAUUACUGGUCCAGGGUGGAUGUAUUCAAGGGGAAUCAGUCACUAAAUAAUUGGAGUGGCCUUAAGGUCACCAUUCUUGGUGACCUGAAACUAAGGAACUGCACCACAUUGCUGGAUGGGAUCGGACCUGACAAUCAGGGAGUGUUUUACUUUAGGAUUGAAGACACUUACUUAAAUCAAGGAAAGUCCUUCAAAUACAGCUUCACUGAUGGAGUGCAAAUCAACAUUACAGGCUCUCCAAACAGACCACUGCUGAUUCCAAGAGAUCCAGUGAUGGAGGGGACUAUAACCAGUCUGAACUGCACUGCUCCAUUGCCCUGUCCCAACCAGCCUCCAUCUCUGAUGUGGAGUGAAACUCUGAAUGGGACGGUGCUCUGGACUGUACUCACCGGAAUAAAUGGGAGUCGUUCUGUGUUAUCCCUCCUGACCUUCACAGCCUCAUAUCGUGACCACCAGAAGAACAUCACCUGCAUAGCGUGGUACCCGGUGGGGUCUGAAAACAGAAGCGCAGUGGCGAGUGUAACACUGAGCAUCUGGUAUUUUCCAAAGGACACGUCAAUUAAAACAUCUGACAAAAUCCUGAUGGGAUCGUCUUUGACCCUCACCUGCAAUGCCAAUGCCAACCCGGCAGCCACCUACACCUGGUUUGAAGUGAGCGGCACUGCUGUCUCUAUGGUGGGAUCUGAGCAGAACUGGACCAUUAAAGCAGUGACCCCUAGCGACAGUGGGAGGUAUUACUGCAUGGCACAAAACCAGUAUGGAGCAGAGAACUCAAGCGCUGCCAUUGUCGAUGUGCUGUUUCCCCCCACAAACACCACGGCCAGAUUAAAUCCCACUGGAGACGUAAGGGAUGGUGACCAAGUAGCCCUCAUCUGCAACUCCAGUGCCAACCCAGCUGCCAACUACACCUGGUUUAGAGCGAAUGGAGCUGCCAUCUCACCGACUGGAUCUGGUCAGAUUCUGACUUUAACAGCAGUGACCCCUGGUGACAGCGGGAGGUAUUACUGUCAGGCCCAAAACCAAUAUGGAGAGGACAACUCAAGUGUAACAACUCUGGAUGUCCGCUUUAUGCCCAACAACACCAAUGCCAUAUUAAGUCCUACAGGCGACAUAGUAGAAGGUGCCCAAGUUAGCCUCACCUGUGCUUCCAGUGCCAAUCCAGCUGCCAACUACUCCUGGUUCAAAGUGAAUGGAGCCAACGUCUCACUGAUGGCAUCAGAACAGAAUCUGACUUUCAGAGCAGUGACCCCUAGUGACAGCGGGAGGUAUUACUGCAAGGCACAGAACUGGUAUGGGACGAAGACUUCACCAGUAGAAGUUCUGGAUGUGCACUUUCCCCCUUUUAACACCACAGCAAUUUUAAAUCUGACAAAUCAGAUAAUGGAAGGAGACUGGGCAGCCCUCACCUGUAACUCCAGUGCCAAUCCAACAGCCAACUACUCCUGGUUUAAAAUGAAUGGAACUGCAGGCUCACUGAUGGCAUCUCAGCAGGAAUUGAUCAUCGAGGCAGUGACCCCUAUUGACAGUGGGGGGUAUUACUGCGAGGCGAGGAACUCGCUUGGAAAACAGAACUCUACAGUGGUCUCUCUGGAAGUGAUCAAACAUAUGGAGAAAAAACCCCAAAUCUGUUUUGUAGUUUUGGGAGCCGCUACUUCUGGACUUGUAGCUUUGCUGGGCGUCUUAUGCCUGAUCCUUUAUAUAAAAAGGAGAAGACAAUCCAAUAGAACAGCAGGAGGAGGCUCAGACGUGAAGACCACCAAGAAAGACGAGGGCAUCCCACCAAUGGAUGAGGACACUGUGGUGUAUGUCAACAGCCAGGCCAUCAGAGAUCAAAUGAAGGAGCAUGAAGGACCAAAUGAAAAUCUGGAGUACGCCUGCCUUGAGUUUUCCAAAGAGAAGAGCAUGGAAAAGACCGACAAGGGGACUGUAAGGGAUCCAGUGAUCAGGGGCUCUUCAGAACAUGAGACUGUCUACUCAGGAGUCAAAUAUACUGAAAACACAAAGAAAUAGUGUCAAAAAAUGAAUAUGAGGCGCAGUUAGUUCUCCAAGAGGGAAGCUUAGAGAAGAUGAAGUUUUAAAAAUAAACUUAAAGGUUCUUAAAAUAUAA